Papaver somniferum (opium poppy) is the source of this 2341-nucleotide messenger RNA. RefSeq names its product laccase-7-like. Gene Ontology annotation, cellular component: apoplast. Lineage: Eukaryota; Viridiplantae; Streptophyta; Magnoliopsida; Ranunculales; Papaveraceae. The transcript is spliced from 7 exons. Gene Ontology annotation, biological process: lignin catabolic process. The record is from RefSeq and is a predicted model, not a curated record. Bases 207 to 2081 code for a protein of 624 amino acids. Gene Ontology annotation, molecular function: hydroquinone:oxygen oxidoreductase activity; copper ion binding.
UUCUAGGUCUCUCAAUCGGAGUGAGUAUGUCAACGCAAAACCAUUUAUUUGAAAUGCAGACUCAUUGCUUUCGAGUGAUGGGUUCUUACUUAAUUUGUUGUUCCAUCAGUGUUUGAUUAUUUGUUAAAAACUAUGGAAAUCAGUAGACUUUCCCAAAUGUGAGGUGUAGAGGAAGACAUUUUUUCCAUGGCGAUUUCAAUAUCGCAAUGUCUCUGGUGAAAGCAAUCAACUUGGAGGAUCAGAGGGACUCCCUUUGGUCGUCCAAUUGUGAAUUAGAUUCUCCCCCACUCCACUUAAAUAAUAAGCUCAUAAUUGGCAUCACCAUGGCUGUUAUGCAUGGGAAACCGUCUCUUGUUAUUUGCUUACACUCUUGUAUUACUUUUGCUGCUGCUACUGCUUCUUCUUCCUGGAAGGUUUCCGCAUCAUACUCUAAUGUCGUCGAGCACACUUUCCAUGUGGGUAACUUGAGUGUCCGCCGAGUGUGCCGAGAACAAACUAUAAUAGCAGUAAAUGGCAGCCUCCCAGGCCCAACACUACAGGUUGCUGAAGGAGAUACACUCGUCAUUCAUGUUGUUAAUAAAUCUCCCUACAAUGUCAGCAUUCACUGGCAUGGAGUAUUUCAACUACUUACUGCAUGGGCAGAUGGACCAGGUUAUGCAACCCAAUGUCCAAUACAACCAGGCAACAAGUACACCUACAAAUUUAAAGUCGCUAAACAAGAAGGAACCUUAUGGUGGCAUGCACAUACAUCUUUUAUGCGAGCGACUGUGUACGGUGCUCUCAUAAUUCGUCCAAGGGCUGGUCGGAGCUAUCCAUUCCCUACACCAUAUAAAGAAGUCCCGAUUAUGUUAGGGGAGUGGUGGAAUGCUAAUGUGAUGGACGUCGAGCGGAUAGGUAUGGCAAUUGGCGGCGUCCCAAAUGUAUCGGACGCUUAUUCAAUAAAUGGACGUCUUGGUGAUCUCUCCCCGUGUUCAAAAAAGCAUACAUAUAAGUUGAAUGUGGUGAAAGGGAAGACUUAUCUGCUUCGGCUCAUCAACGCUGCCCUCAAUAAUCAAUUUUUCUUCAAAACCGCUGACCACAAAUUCACAGUCGUCGCAAUAGAUGCUAGUUACACUGAACCUUAUCACACGGAUGUAGUCGUCUUGGGUCCAGGCCAAACAACCGACGUCCUCUUACAGACUGAUCAACCAAUUGGGGAUUACUAUAUGGCAGCUCGUCCCUAUGUUAGUGCCAUGUUACCGGCCCCAUUCUCACCAAUUGCCACCACUGGGAUACUCCGGUACAGAGGCGGCACCACUUCAAUUUCAUCUGCCUCUACACCCAAAAUGCCAAUCCUACCGGCUUUCAACGACACCCCAUCAGCUCACAGAUUCCACACCAAUUUGACUGGUUUAAAGAAUGGCCCGUUUUUUGUCAAGGUUCCGCGUAAUGUAGAUGUGAAAAUGUUGAUAACCGUCGGGGUGGGGAUUAGCACUUGUCAGACACCAAAUGCUUGCAUUGCUAACCCAUUUGGACCUAACAUUCUGUUCUCAGCGAGUAUGAACAACCAGUCGUUCCAAUUGCCCAGCAGUUUAUCGUUGUUGGAAGCAUUUGUUACAGGUGCAAAAGGAGUUUACACAGAAGAUUUCCCGGAUCAACCACCACUGAAAUUCAAUUAUGCUACCGACAACAAUCAAUCGUUAUGGAUGACCCUGAAGAACACAAAAGUUAAGAGGUUGAAGUUUAACUCCAAGGUCGAGAUUGUUUUUCAGAAUACGAAUAUCCUCAGUAUUGAGAGUCAUGUUAUGCAUAUUCAUGGCUUCAAUUUCCAUGUUUUGGCACAAGGGUUUGGGACAUAUAAUCAAAAGAGUGACAAAAAGAACUUCAACUAUGUUAACCCACAAGAAAGGAACACUGUUGCUGUUCCAACUGGAGGAUGGGCUGUCAUCAGAUUUCGGGCCAACAAUCCAGGUGUAUGGUUAAUGCAUUGUCAUAUGGAUCUGCACAUGCCGAUGGGUCCAGCAACUGCAUUCUUAGUUGAGGACGGACCAUACCCAUGGAUGAAGCUUCCUCCACCACCAAAAGAUCUUCCUCGAUGUUAAUCAUAAAUUUGAAACUUUUCUUGUUUUGUUUCUUUAAGAUGUAUGCUGGUCUCAUAAAAAGAUUAUUUGUCAUAGCAAAGGAGAAAGUUACAUUAUUAAGGAUAAGAGUGUGCAAUAUAAUGAGUCAUGUUAAUAGGAGGGAAAGAAUGGAUUUGAGGAGGAAAAGAUUAAGAGGAGGGAUUCCAAAUUGAUGAGGAGGGAUUGACUCUUUAAAAUCCACAUAAGAUGUCUGAAAUAUCCCUAAAAAGUAACUACAGUUU